This is a messenger RNA of Globicephala melas (long-finned pilot whale), 2289 nucleotides long. RefSeq names its product A-kinase interacting protein 1 (gene AKIP1). Lineage: Eukaryota; Metazoa; Chordata; Mammalia; Artiodactyla; Delphinidae. Gene Ontology annotation, biological process: regulation of non-canonical NF-kappaB signal transduction. The record is from RefSeq and is a predicted model, not a curated record. Gene Ontology annotation, cellular component: nucleoplasm.
UUCUUAGCGAGGGAGGGGGAGACGGAAAUGGAGGGUCUCCGCGCGCAUGCCUUCGCCCCUGACACCAAGCCCGCUAGAGAGCGCGUUGGGCGGAGCCGGGGGCGGCGGUCGCCGGGGAGAUCAAGGCCCUGGGUCCGACCCCGAGCUGGAGCGGGGUGCCGGAGGCCCGCUAACCCGCCGAUGUUUGUGUCUAUGUGCCCUCGCAGGGAGACAUGGAGAACUGUUUGGCGGCCGCGGCGCUGAACGGGGUAGACCGACGUUCCCUGCAACGCUCGGCUAGGCUGGGUCAAGAAGUGCUGGAGCGGGCCAAAAGGAGGGCGGUGGACUGGCAUUCGGUGGAGCUUCCCAAAGGCAGCGUGGGGGUCAUUUCCCGGGAGCGGCCCUACAGAGAAAGAGGGCUGGCAGCCGGCCCCCAUCGCCUUCUCCCAGGAGAGAGAGAAGAAAGACACCCAACCCUCAGUGCUUCCUUCAGAACAAUGGCUGAAUUCAUGGACUAUACCUCAAGUCAGUGUGAGAAAUAUUAUUCAUCUGUGCCAGAGGAAGGAGGGGCAACCCACGUCUAUCGUUAUCACAGAGGGAAGUCGAAGCUGCACUUGUGCUCGGACACUGGGAAUGGUCAGAGAAAAGACACCCCCCUUGGUGUCGGAGGCAUCCGUCAGACGUCAGAGUGUGCGCUAGAGGCAUCCCAGCCUCUUCCAGUGUUUUGUAGUAUCGAUCUUCUUUGACUUACGUCCUGAUAAACCCAUUGUAAGUUGAAAAUAUCAUAAAUUAAAAGUGCAUUUUUUUUUAAUUUUUAUUUAUUUAUUUUUGGCUGCGUUGGGUCUUCAUUGCUGCACGCGGGCUUUCUCUAGUUGCAGUGAGCAGGGGCUACUCUUUGUUGCGGUGCAUGGGCUUCUUAUUGCGGUGGCUUCUUUUGUUGCAGAGCACGGGCUCUAGGCACACAGGCUCAGUAGUUGUGGCAUGCAGGCUCAGUAGUUGUGGCUCGGGGGCUCUAGAGCACAGGCUCAGUAGUUGUGGUGCACAGGCUUAGUUGCUCCGUGGCAUGUGGGAUCUUCCUGGACCAGGGCUCGAACCCGUGUCCCCUGUACUGGCAGGCGGAUUCUUAACCAUUGCACCACCAGGGAAGUCCAAAAGUGCAUUUAAUACACCUAACCUACUGAACGUCAUAGCUUAGCCUAGCCUACCUUAAACGUGCUCAGAACACUUACAUACCCUGCAGUUGGGCAAAAUCAUCUGACACAAAACCUACUUUAUAAUAAAGUUUUGAAUAGUUCAUGUAUUGAUAAUUUAUUGAAUGCUGUAGUGAAAGUGAAAAACAGACUGGUUGUAUGGGUGCAGGAUGGUUAUAAGUGUAUCAGUUGUUUACCUUCGUGAUCCUCGUGGCUGACUGGGAGAUCGCUCACUGCCGCUGCCCAGCAUCACGAGAGAGUAUCGUGCUGCACAUCACCAGCCCGGGAAAAGAUCAGAAUUCAAAAUUGGAAGUACGGUUUCUACUGAAUGCGUAUCACUUUCACACUAUCGUAAAAUCAAAAAACCGUAAGUCUGACCAUUAUAAGUCGGGGACCAUCUGCAUAGGAGAACCGGUCUCCCAAGGGAGGGCUUUAGCCAGCCAGCUGACUUUCUGCAUGACAAAGUGGAAUCUACUCAUAGUGUUCUCAGCUUUAGGUGAAAAGAAAUGUUCCAUCCUCCUAAUAAUGAACUUAGCAAAGCACAGUUAAAAAGAAUACUUCUCAUUAUCCCACAGCGCCUUGCCAUUACUGCUGAUCUGUGAUAACAAGUGCCACUGCCUACUUUUGAGCCCCAAAGCAAUCGUCAUUAGCCUUUCCCUCUACCUGAUUCUUAACCUUUCUGCUCCAACCAGAGUGUUCCUUUUAUGAUCCUUCAUGUUCCUAUAACAAUUUAGUGUUUUCACAUACAUGCUUAUUUGUGAGCUAAUUUUAGAAAUAAGGAAACAAGCAUAAGGAGAGGCUGAGACUGGCCUAAAUGGCAGUCCUAUUACGUUGCCAAGCCAAGCCUUGAAAGCAGGACCUCCUUCUCCCACGUUAGUACCUCACUCCAUCACACACAGAGGGAGCCGGGUGGAGGUGACCUGACGGCACUGGUACAUAAAAUCUCUAAACUGCUAAUAUCCACUUUUCCUUCCAGGCUGAGAACAUCUCUAAGGACCUCUACAUAGAAGUAUAUCCAGGGACCUAUUCCAUCACUGUGGGUGUAAAUGACUUGACCAAGAAGACUUACAUGGUAGCAGUUGAUUCAGGACAAAGUGUGGACUUGGUCUUCCCCAUAUGA